AUGGCAAAAUAUCAUCUCCAAAAAUUAAUCUUCCUCAUACGAACUGGCAGGAGAGUGAAAGACGGUGGUGUGCCUCAGUGCAGUCGAACUGGCAUGAGUAUGAAAAGUGAGAGGGGCGCUAAGUGGUGGGCAGAAGAGGGAGCGAGUGAGGCAGGCAAGAGUGGUCCCGAGAGUGCAAAUGGCUAUUUGGAGAAGCUGGAUGGCAAUGACGGUGGUGACAGUGAUGAGGCAAAAGUGGGUGAAGAGGAGACAGAGUUUAUGAAUAAAGUGAUGCCAUUAAACGGUGACAGUGUGCUCGAUGACCUCAUCUCCUCGCCUAACGCGUGGGGGAGUUGCAAAGUCAGUAUCUGCAACAAUACCUACAACGACGAUUACAAACAAAGCUACGGAUGUGAUAGCAGGAAUGAGAACGCAGUCCCUUCAUUUAGUGACAGCGUCAACGUCAUUUGCAACGCAUUCAUGCCCCAUCUCGUCGACGCUCCGUCUAUCCUCGGAGCCGGUUUUUACGAUAUCUAA
Molecule: messenger RNA, 516 nt
Organism: Echinococcus granulosus
Lineage: Eukaryota; Metazoa; Platyhelminthes; Cestoda; Cyclophyllidea; Taeniidae
Exons: 3
Coding region: 1-516 (171 amino acids)
Source: RefSeq, a predicted model, not a curated record